UCCACUCCACGCGCAGCCUCAACACUGACUCCCGUCGGAGGAGGGAGGACGAACACACACUCACACACACACACACGCACAAACACACACGCACGCAUACACACACAGACGCACGCGCACACACUGAAAGACACUGACUCGAGAGCGCAGCCGGCGGCGCAAUGAAGAGGAAAGAUGUCCCGCCCGCACCUUUUUGAACAUUUCUGCUCUUUUUACACUUUUUAAACUAUUGUUAUUUUUCAGGAUUGUGUUUUUUUUUUUCUUUUCUUUUUUUUUCCGAGCGGUUCAUUCGCUGCAUUCCCUGCCUGCGUGGUCUCCGCGCCGCUCCACUGGCAGUGGCACUGCGUCCUGGACGCGUCCGUCCGCUCGCUUCCCACGUGAAGAUGCGGUGAGCGCUGCUCCUCAGCCUGAGCCAGGUGUCCAGCAGGUCCACCUGACCCCCCAGUGCCGGACCGCCGUGUCAUGUCAAGGGCUGCGGAGUCGCUCCUCUCCACGGCAAGUUCAAGACCCCCCGUCCCGCCCCCCAACCUUCUCCCGAAGUCCAAAACCCACCAAAAACAAAACCCGUGCGGGGCUCGAUGCAGCUGUCUGGUUCUCCUGAGAGAUCGCACCACAACCCCGAACCAUGCUGCUCCAAUAGAGGACAGCCGUUUUCUGCGAGCGGAUUUUGUUUUUUUAUCUAUGCAUGAUUUUGUUUUUGCCGUGAUCUCGCGCUGAAAUUCCCACGGGAGCUUUCCCACAGCCUGAGCUGGAUGGACACGGCUCCAGGUCAUCACAGCAGUGUGAAGACAGCUUGCCGUGGGGAUAUGAAGCACUCUCAUCUGGAUGGACGCGGAUCCUCUCCGUCCUCAUCCCACAUGCAGCCCUGCUGCGUGCGCCGUUGCGCUGCGUUUUAAACCCGCUUUGGCGCUUAAAACAAACCCCGAAUGCCGCUCCGUCGCGGCCACGCGGCUUCCCGUGGCUUUCACACGCAUAUUCAUACUGAUAUCUGAAGGGGGGAGAAACGCAUGCCUGUGCAUUCCUAAGGUGCGCACAUGUUUUCGGUACACAUAGCUGUCCAGGGGAUUUUUGUCGCUCCGGGGCUGCGAUUGACUGUAAAUUAUUCUAAUUGUCCCCAAUAAUGGAAGGAAAGCGUUUUUCUGAAAGUGUUUAUGACGCCUGCCACAUUGUUCGACGCUAUUUCCGCGGCGCGCGCGUGCCGGAGUGCGAUCCACACUGUGUGGCGUGGGCUUGACGGAGCCCGCGGAAUCCGGCAUGGAAAGUGAAGACCUCCUGAGGACCCCCCCACAUCACUGCGUCUGAAGCGCCGGGGAACAUGGAGCUGUCCGAGGUGCGGUGCUCCAGCGCCAGCGAGGAGCUCUACACCAUUAACAGAACCCCCACCACCACGACCACUUCCACGAGCGGCACCAGCAGCAGCAACAGCAGCUCGAGACCCAAGCGGCUGCUGUGGCAGAACGCCGUGCGCCACAUCACGGAGCAGCGCUUCAUCUCCGAGCAGAAGAGCAUCAUCACCGCGGAGGAGCCGUGCGUGCAGAGCCUGCGCAAGCACUCCUCGGGCAGGACCUCCGUGGGCGACAGGCACAACAACGGGGGCACCAAGGUGUUCCCAGAACGCGCCAGCAGCGACCUGGGCUUCCUGCAGAUCGACUGCGCCCCCAGCAACUCGGACUUCUUCCUCAACUGGGGCUACACGUACCGGGGGGUCAUCUUCCCCACCUUGAGGAACUCCUUCAAGUCCAGGGACCUGGAGCGCCUGUACCAGCGCUACUUCCUCGGGCAGCGGCGCAAGUCCGUGGUGGUCAUGAACAUCCUGGACGUGGUGACCAAGCUGACCCUGCUGGUCCUACACCUGACUCUAGCCUCCGCACCCAUGGACCCUAUCAAAGGCAUGCUCCUCGGCUUCUUCACGGGCAUCGAGGUGGUCAUCUGUGCCUUAGUGGUGGUGCGCAAAGACACGACUUCCCACAGUUACCUGCAGUACAGCGGUGUGGUGACCUGGGUGGCCAUGGCCACGCAGAUCCUGGCGGCCGGCCUGGGCUACGGGCUGCUGGGGGACGGGAUCGGAUAUGUACUCUUCACCCUGUUCGCCACUUACAGUAUGCUUCCAUUGCCUCUCACGUGGGCUAUCAUAGCUGGAUUUGUCACCUCGGCUCUGCACAUCGUGGUCCAGCUGGUGAUCCCCCAAAACGCACAAAUAUCUACAAACCAGCUGGUCGCGCAGGCCGUUCUCUUCACGUGCAUGAACACGGCGGGAGUGUUCAUCAGCUACCUGUCUGACCGGGCACAGCGGCAGGCCUUCCUGGAGACGAGGAGGUGCAUUGAGGCCCGACUCCGUCUGGAAACCGAGAACCAGAGGCAGGAGAGGCUGGUGCUGUCCGUUUUACCCCGGUUUGUGGUGCUGGAGAUGAUCAACGACAUGACCAAUGUAGAGGACGAGCACCUUCAGCAUCAGUUUCAUAAAAUCUACAUCCACCGCUAUGAGAAUGUGAGCAUUCUUUUUGCAGACGUGAAAGGAUUCACCAACCUGUCCACCACCCUGUCGGCUCAGGAACUGGUCAGAAUGUUGAACGAGCUCUUUGCCCGGUUUGACCGCCUCGCGCACGAGCACCACUGCUUGAGGAUUAAGAUCCUGGGAGACUGCUAUUACUGCGUGUCGGGUCUGCCAGAACCCCGCCCGGAUCACGCCCACUGCUGCGUGGAGAUGGGCCUCAGCAUGAUCAAGACCAUCAGGUAUGUAAGGUCUCGAACGAAGCACGACAUUGACAUGCGAAUCGGCAUCCACUCAGGCUCUGUCCUGUGUGGGGUCCUGGGCCUGCGCAAGUGGCAGUUCGACGUCUGGUCAUGGGAUGUGGACAUUGCAAACAAGUUGGAGUCGGGCGGCAUUCCCGGGAGGAUCCACAUCUCCAAGGCAGCCUUGGACUGCCUCAAUGGCGACUAUGAGGUGGAGGAGGGACACGGCAAAGAGCGCAAUGACUUCCUGCGUCGGCACAACAUAGAGACCUACCUGAUCAAGCAGCCUGAGGAGAGUCUGCUCUCGCUGCCCGAGGACAUCGCCAAGGAGUCGGCCAGCGUGACCGGGCGGCGGAGCAGCAGCGCCACCUUCACGGAGGGCUCCUGGAGCCCCGAACUGCCUUUCGACAACAUCGUGGGCAAGCAGAAUACUCUGGCCGCACUUACGAGAAACUCAAUAAAUCUGCUUCCAAACCAUCUCGCGCAAGCUUUGCAUGUCCAGUCUGGUCCUGAGGAAAUUAACAAGCGAAUAGAGAAUGCCAUCGACUUACGGAGUGGCGAUAAGUUGAGAAGAGAGCAUAUCAAGCCUUUCUCACUGAUGUUUAAAGACUCCAGCCUGGAAGAAAAGUACUCUCAGAUGAGGGACGAGGUCUUCAAGUCCAACCUGGUGUGCGCGUUCAUCGUUCUCAUAUUCAUCACCGCCAUUCAGAGCCUGCUCCCCUCGGCCAGGAUGGUGACCAUGGUUGUCCAGUUCUCUGUGCUCAUCAUGCUGCACUCAGCCCUGGUCCUGGUCACCACGGCGGAGGACUACAAGUGUCUGCCGCUGGUGCUGCGGCAGGCCUGCUGCUGGAUCAACGAGACCUAUGUGGCCCGCAACGUCAUCAUCUUUGUCUCCAUUCUCAUCAACUUCCUCGCCGCUAUGAUCAAUAUUCUGUGGUGUGACUUUGACAAGUCGACUACAUUCAGGAACCAGACGUUCAAUGCAUCGGCUUCAAUACCAGAUAUUUGCUUCUAUCCUGAGUACUUUGUCUUCACCGGCGUUCUAGCCAUGGUGACCUGCGCUGUUUUCCUGCGUCUCAACUCCAUCCUGAAGCUGGCCGUCCUGCUCGUCAUGAUAGCCAUCUACUCGCUGCUCACCGAGGCGUUCUACGCUUCUCUGUUUGUGCGUUACGACACUGUCCACCACAACGGAGACAAAAACUUUUUAGGGACUAAGGAGACUUCUCUUCUCCUCAUGGCGAUGUUUCUCCUGGCUGUAUUUUACCAUGGGCAGCAGCUGGAAUACACAGCGCGCCUGGACUUUCUGUGGCGUGUGCAGGCUAAAGAGGAGAUCAAUGAGAUGAAGGAGUUGAGAGAGCACAACGAGAACAUGCUGCGGAACAUCUUGCCAAGUCACGUGGCCCGACACUUCUUGGAGAAGGACCGGGACAACGAGGAGCUCUAUUCCCAGUCAUAUGAUGCAGUGGGGGUGAUGUUCGCCUCCAUCCCAGGAUUCGCCGACUUCUACUCGCAGACCGAGAUGAACAACCAGGGUGUGGAGUGCCUGCGCCUCCUCAACGAGAUCAUCGCCGAUUUUGACGAGUUGCUUGGAGAAGAUAGAUUCCAAGACAUCGAGAAGAUAAAGACUAUUGGCAGCACAUACAUGGCCGUCUCUGGAUUAUCACCCGAGAAACAGCAAUGCGAGGACAAGUGGGGUCACCUGUGUGCCCUGGCCGACUUCGCCAUCGCCCUGAACGAGAGCAUCCAAGAGAUCAACAAGCACUCCUUCAACAACUUUGAGCUGCGCAUCGGCAUCGCUCACGGUUCCGUUGUGGCCGGGGUCAUCGGCGCCAAGAAGCCCCAGUACGACAUCUGGGGCAAAACGGUGAACCUGGCGAGCCGCAUGGACAGCACGGGCGUCAGCGGCAAGAUCCAAGUGCCUGAGGAGACGUUCGGCAUCCUGAAGGAGCGCGGCUUCGCCUUCGAGUACCGCGGCGAGAUCUACGUCAAGGGCAUCAGCGAGCAGGAGGGCAAGAUCCGCACGCACUUCCUGCUGGGUCGCGUGCAGCCCAACCCGCUGAUCCUGCAGCCGCGCCGCCUCACGGGCCAGUACUCGCUGGCCGCCGUCGUGCUCGGCCUCGUGCAGUCGCUCAACCGCCAGAAGCAGAAGCAGAUCCUCAACGAGAACAACAACUCGGGCAUCAUGAAGGGCCACUACAACCGCAGGACUCUGCUCACGCCCGGGGGGCCCGAGGCCGGCCCCCACGCCGAGUCCUCCGACAAGGCCGAGCUGCCGUAGCGGCCGCCGUUCGCAUCUGCUACAUUCGUCUCUUUUUCUU
Molecule: messenger RNA, 5051 nt
Organism: Scleropages formosus (Asian bonytongue)
Lineage: Eukaryota; Metazoa; Chordata; Actinopteri; Osteoglossiformes; Osteoglossidae
Gene: adcy8
Product: adenylate cyclase 8 (brain)
Exons: 18
Coding region: 1316-5011 (1231 amino acids)
Biological process (GO): intracellular signal transduction; cAMP biosynthetic process; adenylate cyclase-activating G protein-coupled receptor signaling pathway
Cellular component (GO): plasma membrane
Molecular function (GO): adenylate cyclase activity
Source: RefSeq, a predicted model, not a curated record